Messenger RNA from Neoarius graeffei (lesser salmon catfish), 2813 nucleotides. It is a transcript of the gene lman2lb, whose product is annotated as lectin, mannose-binding 2-like b. Gene Ontology annotation, biological process: endoplasmic reticulum to Golgi vesicle-mediated transport; Golgi organization; endoplasmic reticulum organization. The transcript is spliced from 8 exons. Bases 17 to 1078 code for a protein of 353 amino acids. Lineage: Eukaryota; Metazoa; Chordata; Actinopteri; Siluriformes; Ariidae. Gene Ontology annotation, molecular function: D-mannose binding. The record is from RefSeq and is a predicted model, not a curated record. Gene Ontology annotation, cellular component: COPII-coated ER to Golgi transport vesicle; endoplasmic reticulum-Golgi intermediate compartment; endoplasmic reticulum membrane.
AAGUCGGAGGUAAAAGAUGGCGGCGCUUAUGAACGAGUUUAAGAAUCACAGCGCAAUUUGUUUACAAUUUAUCCAGUUAUCCAGACAUUUUCUGAACAACGCCAAAGUUUAUUUUCUACUAAGUUUUCUACUCGCAUUGACAGCCCGCUGUUCCGGAAAUGAAGACUUUCAGAGAGACGAAUUUCUGAAGAGGGAGUAUUCGCUAACCAAGCCGUACCAAGGUCUGGGCUCGUCAAGCUCGUCACACUGGGAUUUAUUGGGCAACGCCAUGAUCACACCCGAGUACGUUCGCCUGACUCCAGACCUGCAGAGCAGACAGGGUGCCGUGUGGAGUCGCAUCCCAUUUUACAUUCGAGACUGGGAGCUCCAGGUGCACUUUAAGAUCCACGGCCAAGGCAAGAAGACCCUGAACGGUGAUGGACUGGCGCUGUGGCUGACCAGAGAACGCAUGCAGAUAGGCCCCGUGUUUGGGAACGUCAAUCAUUUCACCGGCCUUGGGAUUUUUAUCGACACGUAUCCCAAUCAUGAAAAUCAGCAUGAGAGGUAUUUUCCAUUUAUUUCGGCGAUGGUGGGAAAUGGGAGCGUGGCGUACGACCACGAUCAGGACGGAAGGAAUGCAGAUCUGGGUGGCUGCCAGGCCACUGUGCGUAACGUCGACUAUGAUACAUUCGUCCUGGUCAGAUACAUGAAGAACACACUGACGGUGAUGAUGGAUAUAGAAGGAGCGCAUGAGUGGAAGGAGUGUGUGGAGAUCCCAGGUGUCCACCUUCCUCAAGGGUAUUAUUUAGGAGCCUCAUCGCUUACUGGAGAUCUGUCAGAUAACCAUGACCUGAUCUCCCUCAAGCUGUUUGAGCUGACAGUGGAGAGAACUCCUGAGGAACUGGAGAACGAACAGGAGGUGACGAUACCCAGCGUGGACUACCGAGAGAUUCCCGUGGAGGUGGUGGAUGAAGGUAUGAGCAUGCUCACGCGCCUCUUCCUGUUCCUUUUCUGUGUGGUCGGCCUUGUGGUGUUCAUCGUGGCGAUUCUCUUCAUCUACGCUCGCUGGAAGGAGCGCAGUCGCAAGCGCUUCUAUUGAGUUUUGUGUUCUGAUUUUUUUUUUUUUCCUCCUCACUGCUGCAUCUAACUGAUGUUACCUCUGAUACCGAAGAGCCAUACUAGAGAGAGAGAGAGAGAGAGAAACCCAUCCUCGUCUUGAUCCUCUCAUUCAUCUACUAAAGUUCAUAGGAUAUUUGAAUAUUACUACAGAAAGAACAAUUGUGUGUGUGUGUGUUCAAGAUCUGUUCCUUGAUUUGGACAUAAAUAUUAGAGACCUAAAUAGGCAGCUACUACUGAAGCAUAUUUUCUUUUUGGUUUUCUAUGUUGGGGGGGGGGGACAAAUCACAAUCGUGAAUUUAUUCUUUAAAUAAAUAAUGAAUAAAGGUAAUGCUUGUCAUUCAAACCCAGCUGAAUGCAAACUUGGCAAAUUAUUCUUCAAGAAUCCUGACACAGGAAUGAGUUUCGUUGCAGGAAAACACGAAGGAUUUUGCUCAAUAAUUAAAUCUGCCUCGUUCAUCCGCUUCAUUUAAUUUAGAGAGAGGCCUGAUGGUGCUGCGUAUAAAACUAAAUCAGGUAUCAAUGUCUUUAUAUAUCUAUAAAUUCACGCAUGCGUGCGCGCGCGCACACUCACCGUGAUGUUAAACAAGCUGAACCGUGUUGACGUCUGUCAAAGAUGUACUUCAGGACGUUUUUGUUUUUUUAGGUCCUUUUGAGCCAUUUUAAUACAAAAGACACCAUAUGUUCAAUGUGCUGGAUGGAAGGAUUCGUGUUAAAUGAGUGUAACUGGCACGGAUUCAUAUCAGCUUUGUCUGAUUUGAGUUUAACUAAUGGUUGCGUUUCGGUGCCACAUACUAAACACGCCCUUCCUGCUUUUUCAGCCUUAAACUGUAGGCGAUAGCGUUUACCACAAAGAUAAAAAUGAAUAAUAUCAAUAGUAGCAAUCUUUUGAAGUUUAGUUGGGUUGGGGAUAUAUAUAAUUUUUUUUUUUUUUUUUUAAAUAAAGUCUGUGAAUAGUAAUGCACUGAAUUCCAGAGUCAUACUCGGUUAUUGUUUCAUUUUUGUUUAUACUCCAGCGAUUGGAGUCCGUGAUUAAUGAACAUAACAGUGAUAAAAUGCUGUUAGAAAUUCAUAGCCUGAAAGUGUUUUUUUGUUAAUUUGAGCUUUGAACGGAACAAAAACAUUUUUGCUGCUUCAUUUGAACUUUUUUUUUUUUUAGAUUUUAAUUAUUUCCUUUUUCCUGUUCUUUGGUCCUGCUGUAAUCUGAUCUUCCUUUAAAAUGCAUCUUUAACCUGUUUUAAAUCAGUUAAUCACUGAACGGAAAAACUAAGCAUGCCCAAUUUCGUUUUCUCUGUUCACUGGAAAUGACGCUGGCUUAUUAUUAUGGGUUUUGCAUAUGUAUUUUUGUUUUUUUUGAGAAGGGACUUGUGGUGUGUGGGAUUUGCUGGAUUAAAGGGGUCUUUAAUUUAAAAUUAAAUUAUGUCUUGAACUUUCUAUAGAAUAUUAAAUGAAUUACACACAUUGAACCUCUAAUUCAAGGUCUUAUUUUGAAAUCACAAAAAUGCUGAACGAGAAAUGUCAUUUCACAAAAGAAAGGAUAUUUGGGGUAAAGAAAUGAAAUAAAAACAGUUCCUGGUGGCAAACUUUGGUCUCCGUCAAAGUCAAGUUUCACGUAUCUUAUAACUACACGAGUCGCCAGCUGUGAUUCAGCUGUCAGAUCAUUUUGUCCUAAUGUUUAUUAGAAUAUUCUAAAUAAACAAAUAAGCCAUUUUUCAUAA